GUUCUGGCUAUCGCCUUGCUGGCAGCAGAACAUAUUCAGUUAGAGUGAAAGGUGCAGACGCUUUGAGAUCAAGACAAGAUAAUCAAAAUGGAGUGGAAAACUAUGGAAAUUAACCCUGAGAUGCUGAACAAAGUACGUGUGUGCUGUCUGCUGAGUCACUUGAGUACCUCGGUGCUGUCCAAGCUGGGUGUUUCUGGAAGCUGGCGUUUUGUCGACGUUUUGGGCUUUGAAGACGAAUCUCUCUCCUCGGUGCCAACUCCAAGCUGCGCUGUCAUGCUGCUGUUUCCUCUCACUCCACAGCAUGCUGCCUUCAGGGUCAAGCAGGCUGGAGAGUUGACUGGAAAACAAGAGGAGAGCAAGAAGGUUUACUUUGUGAAGCAGACGAUUGUAAAUUCCUGCAGUACGGUUGGCCUUCUCCAUGCUGCUGCUAACAACAUGAGCAAGCUGGAAUUUGAGAGUGGCUCUGCACUGAAGAAGUUCCUUGACGAUACAGCUGCUCUGUCUGCAGAUGAGAGAGCAAAGCAUCUUGAAGAGAACCAGGACAUACGUGCUAUCCAUGACGAAGUAGCAGCAGAAGGACAGUGUCGGGUAGAGGAAGAUAAUGUGAAUUUUCACUUUAUUACCUUCACCAAUGUUGAUGGGCAGCUCUAUGAAUUGGAUGGCAGAGUGGAAUUCCCUGUGAAUCACGGAGCUACAAAAGAAGACUCCUUUGUAAUGGAUGCUGCAAAAAUCUGCAGGCAGUUUAUGGAACGUGAGAAAGGAGAAGUUCGCUUUUCUGCCGUGGCCUUGUGCAAAGCUUAAGAGCAAGACCGGGGGGUGGGGGGUGACUACUUUCACCUAAAUCCGUAGCACAUCGAUCCAAGCUUGCAAGCGCUUUCUGUGUAAUGGGGUUUCCUGCAAAGAGUUAUGUUGCUCUGUAUUGGGAGUACUUUUAAAACGAGGACCAAGGGCCUUUUGUUUUAGCACCCUGUACUGAAAAAGGGCUGUAUUGGGUUUUCUAAAUUCUCAUUUUGAGGUGUUCAAGAUGACUGGGUGGUUACAGCUGCUUGGAGGGUGUUUGGUGUAACUCUGUUGCAUGUUGUGGUAUCCAGUGCUUUGUUAAUGUUUUCUGUAGUGCACUGCCACAUGAGGUUCAUUUUGUCAAGUUUAACUUGUUUCUUUGGACAACUUAACUUGUGUACUUUGUUUAGUGCUAAGCUGUUUGGAAAAUAAAUGACUGGAUGUACCUUUGUGUUCAU
Acipenser ruthenus (sterlet) is the source of this 1238-nucleotide messenger RNA. Its product is annotated as ubiquitin carboxyl-terminal hydrolase isozyme L1-like. Gene Ontology annotation, molecular function: cysteine-type deubiquitinase activity. The coding region runs from base 88 to 801 and encodes 237 amino acids. Gene Ontology annotation, biological process: ubiquitin-dependent protein catabolic process; protein deubiquitination. Gene Ontology annotation, cellular component: cytoplasm. Lineage: Eukaryota; Metazoa; Chordata; Actinopteri; Acipenseriformes; Acipenseridae. The transcript is spliced from 9 exons. The record is from RefSeq and is a predicted model, not a curated record.